Molecule: messenger RNA, 3425 nt
Organism: Pungitius pungitius (ninespine stickleback)
Lineage: Eukaryota; Metazoa; Chordata; Actinopteri; Perciformes; Gasterosteidae
Product: endothelin-3
Exons: 5
Coding region: 819-1325 (168 amino acids)
Biological process (GO): vein smooth muscle contraction; regulation of systemic arterial blood pressure by endothelin; intracellular calcium ion homeostasis
Cellular component (GO): extracellular region
Molecular function (GO): hormone activity; endothelin B receptor binding
Source: RefSeq, a predicted model, not a curated record
CUGUGAGUCUCUUGUUGAGUCAUUGCAUGUUACAAGUGCUUUAGGUACGGUCGUCUUGUCUCGUCAUGCCACGCCAAAGUGAUUCAUAGUAUAUGUUGUUGUUAAAUCAGGUCCCUGCCCCUUCUCGUCUUUGUUUUAUGGAGCGAUUUGGAGUUUAGUUUUGUUGAAUCUUGACUAUUAAAGUUCUUUUUAUUUGCUCGACUCCGCACCUGAGUCCUCCCUCCUUGCCCUCGUACCCCCACGUACUGACACUUGUUGAGGUAAUGCUAUCGUUGAGACACGCAUUAACUAUUAUUAUGAGAAAUGAGUAGCCAGUAAAGCUGCCUUCACCGUUCUGUUUCUAAAUAGAGUUUUGGUACAAACAACCACCGUUGAACAAUUUGAUGUAAGGUUUGGUCAACGAAGAAACUACGUCGUCAGCGUUUGGCCGUCAGGUUGGUGUGUAGAAACCCGCCAGUAACUGGUAGAGGACACAUUGCGUCUCUGUCUCCGUUCCGCUCCUCAUCUCUCUGUCUCCGGCUUUCCACUUUUCAUAUGUAGGCCAUGUUUGGAAGGUAACCCCUCUGAGACAUCACUGCAGUUCUCUGGUACGGUGCUUUGUCCUUGCCAACGCUGCUUCUUCUCUUCGCUCAACCAAAGCUGUCUCGGGCUCAACUGCUCCACGCAGGAAGUGGCUGAGCCGCGCGCUGGUGUUACCUCGCGCAGAAGAGGAGGUGAGCGGCAGAGCCGCGGAGCCGCAGCGCGGGAUGGAGGAUGCUUCCUAAGGAGGACUGAGCAGCCCAGCGGACACUUCUCCAUCUUCUGAUGCGUCCUGUGUGAUGGCUCAUGUGUCCUCGGCCCACGUGGGACUUUUCUUCGUCCUCGUGGUGACAUCAUCUUUGGCAAGCACAGGUCUCUCAUCUAGCAAGGAUGUGAGCCCCAGUAAGGCGGUGGAGCUGCUCCGGGCCGGCGGCAUGGAUGGAGCUCCGCCCUGCUCCACCUGCGACCUACAGGCCGGGAGGAGGCGCUCCAAGAGGUGCACGUGUUACACUUACAAGGACAAGGAGUGUGUGUACUACUGCCACCUGGACAUCAUCUGGAUCAACACGCCAGAGCACACUGUCCCGUAUGGAAUGUCAGGUGACCUGGGUUCAGUGCGCGUGAGGCGUUCCACUGAGGCGGAGCGACGGAGGGGGCAGGUGAGCGCGCGCUGUGCAUGCACACGGCGGAGCGACACUCACUGCAGCAGCUUCUGCAUGGACAGGCCAAAGAGGCCGACCCCACCAGCGGCAGAAUCAAACAAGACUUCGGCCUCUCUGCGGAGUCUCCCUGAAAUGGACACAUAAGUGACAUGCUCAUGACUUGAGUGUCAUGUGCACAAGCCGCCCCUUAUUACUCCUCGUCAGACUGACGGAUACAUAAGCGCCGUGCUGCUUGCACAGAGACAGAAAACAAAGGUCGCCAGCCCUCUGCCUCCACCUGUGUCUGCUCGGCAGGUGUGUUUUUCAUUAUUCUGUCCCAGCUGAGGAAUGGCUCACAUGGCACGCUUGGCUCAACCAUGACUGACUGCCGGAGCUCCCGCGUGUCCAGGCUGGAUGACGUGGAGGGCGCUGCCAUGCGAUCCCACCCCCUCAACCUGUAAAACCUUACAUGCUCCACAAAUUCCCCGUUUGUCGAAUUUACUGAAACGUCCAAUCUAUUAUCCUUUUUAUUGGGUUCUUCAAUUGAUUUCAACAGUAUCUCUUGACAGCCCCCUCUGUUAUCCCUCCACUCGUGAGAUUUAUUAGAGGGAAAGGGACUUUUAUUCAGCUGUAUCCAAGUCAUGUGAAUAGGAAAUAUGUUUCAAUAUAUAGGCUCUAAAUUAUAUUUUCGUACAAUAAAGAUGAAGAUGUCAUACACAGAAUUAUAUAUAUAAUCAUGCUAAUCAACACUUUCACCUUAUUUAUCGUCUGUUUAUUAUGUUGGAAACUCUAACUUCUUACCCAAUAAACCAACCAUCUGCGCACUAAUGGCCUUUAUACACUUGGGGUUCAGCUGUGAAUAUUAUUUAACUAAAGUUUUUCUUAUUGAAAGGUACGAUCUGGUGCGCUGUGCCUGGGAAAUAUUGUUUGCCUACAUAAAAUAUGAAUUGGAAGCAAUUGUACAGUUCAAAUUAAUGAAAAGAACUAAAAUACCACGUUAAUUAAUCUUCAGGCUGCUGUCUGUUCAGAUCACAGCUGCUGCUGGUGGAGUUCUACACUCCAAUCUGCCAAAAAUCACCACGCUUUUUAAAGAAAAGACUUGGUAAUCGGGCUUUGUUUCCGCUCUGAGUCAAAUCGCUCUCAGCCUCGAGGCAUUCAUGUCACUCGUGCACAAAGGCAAGAUGGCUAAAGUAGAUAAUGAUGAGUGCUGAAAGAAUCCCAAAAUGCGCUUCAGGCUGCCCAACCUCCCUGUGUCGGAUCAAGGCCUGGAGAUGUUAAGUGGGACAGAUAGAACAAAUACAGAAGCAGUGGUUCGGUGUCUGAUGAGCGAAGCAUCAUUGAGUUUCAGCCCGACAAAAGAAACAAAGAGAUUUCUUGCUUCAUGUGUGACAUGCUCUGAUGCACAUCCUUUAUUUCAAGAUGGACGGGAGCUGGUGUUAAUAUUGACUAUAGUAUUGUUAAUAUUGAAUAUUUUUACAAAUGUAUUGUAUAAAAAUCUAUAUUUAAUUUGUUGAAAACCCUUUUUAUGCCUUUGUUUACUAUUUUGGGGGGUGUGGUCAGGCUCACACCUGGGGUUGAAAUGAAAUUUAAAAUGAAAUUGUCCCCUUCUUAACAUACUGAACCUGGAAAAAUAAUACCUAUUCAAACACGUUUGAUUUGUUAAAUCAGAAGCGACGUUGACACUCUCGCUGAGUUGAAAUAAUGACAAACUGACAACCUGUCCAGAAUGUUAUUGUGCUUUUUGUAAUACUACGUAAGCGGGAGAACACUAAUGAUCUGUGGUUUAUAUAUUGUUGCAGCUCAUGGGGUUACAAGAUCAAACUAUUGACACUAUAGAAAAGAUGAAUGCUUUGAGUAUUUUGGUGACUCCUUGGACAUUUAAGUCACACAUUGUGUAUUAAAAACUGUCAUGAGGAAGCAUUGCAUUAAUACAUAAUAACUUUUAUUCAAAUAGCUUACAGUCAUUAUGGCAUUCUGAGUGAUGUUCAAAAUAUGACCCUGAUUCUCUUCGUUUUCAGGGGCAAAUACAGUUCGUAAUUGCAGUAACUUGUUUCAAGUGAUCAUGUAUCAAACAAUUAUGCAGAUAAGAUGCACUGAUGAUUCAGCAGCCUGCCGACUCUGAAGGAGAUACAGGGCUUCAGGAUAUCUGCUCCAUCACAGCCCCGCUGGGUGUGUGUGACUUAAGCUGUAGACAAGCUCAGUAUCUGGAUACAUUAUAACUGGUCCAAAACGUGUUCUUAAACGAAUAAAAAUACUUUGAUCAUC